Copidosoma floridanum is the source of this 2696-nucleotide messenger RNA. RefSeq names its product ATP-binding cassette sub-family G member 1. Gene Ontology annotation, cellular component: plasma membrane. The record is from RefSeq and is a predicted model, not a curated record. Gene Ontology annotation, biological process: transmembrane transport. NCBI's taxonomy places the organism in Eukaryota, Metazoa, Arthropoda, Insecta, Hymenoptera, Encyrtidae. Gene Ontology annotation, molecular function: ATP binding; ATP hydrolysis activity; ABC-type transporter activity.
UUGUAGAUACAUAUUUGUGUGGAGUGCUUCGUAAGGCAUACUCAAAUUUCCACCAGAAGAAAUUCAAAGAGACAAAUCAAAAACCAGCUCAGAGCUUGUGUAGCCCUACAAAACAAUUAAACCUUGAAAAAAGAUACUGCAUCAGUGGACCAGGCGAUGCGAGCUCUAAGUCGCUCGACUUCGAAGCAUCAACCUUCCAUCAGCACGUGAAAAGUGUAAAAAAGUCAAAGAGAUCUCGUGUUAGAAAAUGGACCACCAAGUAAAGACCCAUUGUCCUUUGAUCGUCGAGGAUAGUAACAGCAAUCUCAUGACUAAUGGUCACCAGGUGAAGCAACAGCUCGCCGUAGCGCCAACUAGCGCACUGGCGCACGUCAGCAAGUUGUCACCCGUUAACAUAGAAUUCAACGAUCUGACGUACACUGUACCAACGGGGCGCAGAGGUUCGAAAAUGAUCCUGAGGGGUGUGAGCGGGCAAUUCAGGGCUGGAGAGCUCACUGCCAUACUCGGGCCCUCCGGAGCUGGCAAAUCGACUCUGCUCAACGUUCUGGCUGGAUACAAAUACGAGGGAGCCGCGGGCAUAAUAACAGUGAACGGCCAGCCCCGCGAUCUCCGGGACUUCCGGCGCAAGUCCUGCUACAUCAUGCAAGAGGACCUCGUCCAGCCGAAGCUCACGGUUCUCGAGGCCAUGCGUUUCGCGGCUGAUCUCAAGCUCGGCAACAAAGUCGCACCCGCCGCCAGACUGGAAGUUAUAAGCGAAAUCCUGGAAACAUUGAGGCUAAGCAACGCGAGGGACACGACCACAGAGCGAUUAUCCGGUGGCGAAAGAAAGAGGCUCUCCAUAGCUCUGGAACUCGUCAACAACCCUCCGGCGAUAUUCCUCGACGAGCCGACGACCGGCCUGGACGAGAUGUCGUCGGUGCAGUGCAUCGACCUGCUGCAACGGGUGGCGCUCAACGGCCGCACGGUCAUCUGCUCGAUUCACACGCCGAGCGCCAGUAUAUUCGCCAAAUUCCACAACGUCUACGUAGUGGCGGCGGGCCAGUGCGCUUACCGUGGCCCCGUGGCCGACGUCGUGCCUUUCCUCCGGCAUUUGGGCAUCGAGUGUCCCAAGCACUACAACCCCGCGGACUUUAUCCUGGAGUUAUCGGCAGGCGAGUACGGACAUGAACUCGUCGACAAGAUGGUCCAGAAAACGGACGCGCGCUUACCACUCCUACCGAUCACCAACGGCCACCAGCAACAAAAGCCAAGGCACCACUCGCCGAGGACGACAACAGCCAAAGAGGUCGUCAAGAUCGCCUGGUGGGAACAAUUCAUGGCUCUCUAUCGCAGGAAAAUGCUCCAGUUCUACCGUGAUAGGAAUUACAUGUACCUGAAAAUCUCGCUCCACAUAUUCCUGGGCAUAAUCAUCGGUGGGCUGUUUUUUGAUAUCGGUAACGAUGGCUCCAAGACGCUUUUCAACUUUGGCUUCUGCUUCACUUGCCUCAUCGUCUUUCUCUACAUACCGAUGCUGCCCGUUUUGUUACACUAUCCCCAGGAGGUUCAGCUAGUCAAGCGCGAGUACUUCAAUCGCUGGUACGACUUGAGUCCGUAUUUCUGUGCUCUCACAGUUUCCAGCAUUCCGGCGCAGCUGCUCCUGUGCUUCCUCUACUUGUCGAUGGUCUACCCGAUCACCAAUCAACCGAUGGAGCUCUACAGGUGCAUAAUGUUCAUAAGCACGUGCAUGGUUUGCUCUCUGAUUGCUGAAAGUAUGGGCUUGGCCAUCGCUAGCACGCUCAGCAUCGUGAACGGCAUGUUCGUGGGGCCGGCGAUGACGGUGCCGCUGAUGCUGUUCGCGGUGCAGGGAAUUGGCGACGAGACGCCGUUACCGAUCUACCGUCAAAUAAUCAUGUACGCGAGCUACAUCCGCUACGGGCUCGAGGGCCUGAUAGUCUCGACCUACGGCUACAACCGCAACAAGCUACCCUGUCCCGAAGGAGAGGACUUGUUCUAUUGCCACUACAGCGUGCCACGCCAGCUGCUCAGAGCCAUGGGUAUGACUCACGCCGUCUUUUGGGUCGAUUUCCUGGCACUGCUCGCGAUCCUGCUGCUGCUCCGGGCCCUUACCUACUACUUGCUGCGCCAACGCCUCAGGCCGAACAAGACCUUCCGGGCGCUACACCUGAUCGGCCGGCUCGUCAAGAGCCACUUUGUUUAGGAUUUUAGGCAAUUAUAUUUGCAGGCCGAUUUUCCAUCGUCACUAUACUAUUAUUACAUCGAUGUGUAUUAUUAUUAUUAUUAUUAUUAAUAUUGUUACUACUACUGAUUUUCAUAUCUGACAAGGCGAUAAUGCGCGAUUGUCUCUCGAAAAGUGAUAUCGAGUAGGAUAAUCAUACAGUAUGUACAUAUAAGAAAAACGUGUAUCAUAUAUUAUUUAAUUAGGUGUAUGAAUAUCCUUUACGCGUAACUUAUACAUAUAGUGAGGUGAUGAGUAGCUUGUAAUUAAUUAUAUACAUUAUGUCGUUGAGAAAGAGAAAAAAAGAUGAAUUAUAUAUAUAUAUAUAUACACGUGUGUCUAUACUGUUGUUGUUGUUAAUGUUGUUAUGGUUGUUCUUGUUAACUUUUCUACGAAUUUCACAGCAUUUGGAUUGUGACGGACGAGUGUCGCGCGAAAUAUACCAAAAACAAAUAAAAUAAGGAAAAAAAAAAAAACACGA